CCAAGGCAACUGCAAAAAUUAGAAAUAAUUAGAUUUCACUGCCUCCAUCAUUAAUCUUGCAAUUGUUCCAAAAGCCGGGGAAGGUGAACAGGCUCACUUUAAAUACCCUGCUUGGCUGGGGUGGAGCCGGCCGCCAUUUCUGUCUUCGUGACAAAGACUCGCAGCAUCAGCAGUCUGCCAGCCCUUCGGGGGACACCGUCAGUGCGCAUUAGGGCAUCACGGAGCCGUGUCCGAAACCCGACGGCACGCCUCUUACGGGCAGCCUCCAGACGCCUCAGGACACGCUCCGUGGGGUGAGGACGGGAGUGUCAUCGGGAUCACACCAUGGUCAGUCAGGCCUCAUGAAGAGAACCUUGCAGAACUCGUGGCCGACAUAUGCGUGCAUGUGCGACGUGUGAGGAACAGGGAUGGACGCGCCCUAUGAUUUAUCCAGAAUCUAAAUGAGGUAAACGCAGAUGUCUGUCAUGUGGUACUGAAACUGUCUAGUCUGUCCCUAGGAUUGGCCUGUAUUUCUACACAUGUAUAGGGCAUCAGAUAGAACAAAGUUGGUGUUCCAAAUCCCAGGAAGCGCCCAUUCUUAUACUCCUGAAAAAGACGUUUAACUACUUAUGUAAAAAUGCUGCAGUUUAUUAGGUUUCCUUGGACAAAAGCAUCAACUGAGAACUCAAACCACUGAUCAAUAUCAACAUUGAUUCAGCCUUUACGGUCACUGGACAAAAAAUGUAAAAACAUAAGGGACAUUAAUUUGUGCAUAUAAGUUGUGUUAAUUGGUUUGUCGGAAAUCGGUUGGACAGAAGACACCAAUAUGGCAAGUUUAACAUAAAUUCACAUGGAGGACGGCUGUGUAAUUUUCCAAGAAAUGCUGUGGGAUAUUGGCAGUGCGGCGGUCAGGAACGAUCUAUUCAUCCUCACGCACGCUGCUGCUGUAAGGACAGCCGUGGAAAAGGGCUGUCAGGAUCCGGCAUGAAGUGUCUCCGGAUUGUGCCGCUGCCUCAGCCGGCUGUCAGCACCGACGCGAGGUGGCAGAGGACGAAUACAGAAAUUACCAUCAAAUGGAGACGACAACGCAAGACUUGAGUAACUUCACGCGUCCUGUUGGAUUUUACAUCAGGGGAUUCUACGGUCUCAAACACACUGAGUAUUACUUUAUAUUUCUGGCGGUCAUGUAUGUCUUGACGCUUGUGGCAAAUUUAACACUGAUGUUUAUCAUAUGGUUUGCAGAAACCCUCCACACACCGAAAUACAUGGCGGUGUUCAGCCUGGCCGUGGUAGAUUUGAGUUUCAGCUCGGCUCUGAUCCCGAAAGCCGUCCACAUGUAUCUGUUUGACUCUAAAUUCAUGUACUUCAACGCAUGCCUGGCGCAAAUGUUUUUCGUUGAUUAUUUCGCUUCGAUGGAAGCGUUCUCUCUAUGCGUUUUAGCUUAUGACCGGCUCAUUGCCAUCUGUUUCCCUCUUAGAAGCAAUUCGUUGAAUACAAAACGUAAAAUGAUGGUAAUUAUAAUUGUGACUUGGUCUAUUCCGUUAGUAAUAGACGUGGUCAUGGUCGCACUGAUUCCGCCUUUGCCAUUUUGCAAGUCAACUGUAGUGAACAGUUUCUUUUGCGACCAUGGUCCAGUGUUUAAGAUAGCUUGUGGGGAUUAUUCUCCAAACUGGUUUAUGGCUAGUUUUACCACAGUCUCCAUGUACUUUGUGCCCUUUGGAUUUAUUGCACUGACAUAUAUAUUUAUUAUUUAUGCAAUUUUGAACAUCGCAUCCUCGGAGGGCAGAUGGAAGGCAUUCAAAACUUGCAGUUCCCAUUUAUUACUGGUGGGUAUGUUUUUCGUGCCGUUUUUUGUCACUUACGUCAUUGCCUGGGUUAACAUUAAUAUCGACACGGACACACGAAUUAUUAAUACUUCGCUGUCCGCUUCCAUCCCUCCACUCCUCAAUCCGAUCAUUUAUUCCUUCAAAACAGAAGAAAUUCUGGAGCAAAUUAAAAAGAUUCUCGGUAUGAGAAAAAGGAACCCCAACUAGGUCGGUGUAACUGUGACUGCAUGGUAGUUGUCUCACAACUCACAAGAUAGUUAUGUUGUGCGCACAAUAUACAAUCGUAAGCGCUCAAGGAAUUAUGUGUACAUUAGAUAAUCAGGGUACUGAGCACACUUACGUGAACAUGGAGCGGAACACAGCUCAUAAAGUAAUUAAUACUUCAAUCUUGACAUUCUUGUUACACCGCGAUAAUGUUAGCCUUAUUUUCGAUAUUCAAUUUUAUUGUAACAAAACCAAUGACACUUUUUAACUGUCUUUGUUCAUUUGUCCAAUCUCCGGGAAAAUGUUUUAAAAACUGCUUGUGUAUUGUUGCCCUUUGGGUAAACCCAAGAUAUACUCGAAUAAAUCUACUAAGGUUAUAUACUAAAUGUAUAAUUAUUUUUGAA
Molecule: messenger RNA, 2413 nt
Organism: Paramormyrops kingsleyae
Lineage: Eukaryota; Metazoa; Chordata; Actinopteri; Osteoglossiformes; Mormyridae
Product: olfactory receptor 1f45-like
Biological process (GO): G protein-coupled receptor signaling pathway; detection of chemical stimulus involved in sensory perception of smell
Cellular component (GO): membrane
Molecular function (GO): olfactory receptor activity; odorant binding; G protein-coupled receptor activity
Source: RefSeq, a predicted model, not a curated record